AUCGAUGAAUUACUUGCAACGACAGAGGACAACAGUAAGAGAUAACAUCAGUCCUCAAUCUAAACUAGGACGAUGCAGGUCCUAGAUAAAUGUCUUACAAUAAUAGAAUUAAACUUAUUAACAUAUUAGUAUCUACUCGGUUUCAUUAAGGCUGGAUUUACCUGAAAGGCAAUUAGCCAAGUAAUUUCAAAAGUUUAAACCAAACAAAAGUAUAAUGACUUUCUAUUUAGAUUGCUUGCGUCUGAUUCGUUUACUAAGAAAGUUUAUGACAAUAAUUGGUUUAAUUCCAAUGAAAUUAAGCUUGAGAACAUUGCAAAUAUCAGUAGUUUUCUUGAUAGUUGCAUCUGUGCCCUUUAUGCGACUCUGGAAUGCAGAGCAAUCAGUAUUCCAAAGUGAUAGCGAACUUUCACGAAUUGUGAACAUAUCUAGUCUUUUGGUUUUGUGGAUCGUACACAUUGUUAUACUCUUAGAAACGUCAUAUAAAGUCGAUAAGUUCGAUAAAAUUCUUUUGCACUUCGAAAAAAUUCAUAAAAACUCAUUAUUCGAAUAUUAUCGCGAUGUUCCGAAAGUUGAAUGCAAGGCUUUCCGAAUUUACUUUUUUAUAUGCUUGGAAUUCUUGGAGCUCUUGAUUUUGUCAUGGAUCUUGCAUUUGGAUGGGCUUACUUGGAUGAGAUGGAGCUUUAAUGUUUACUCGGAUAUUACUUUAAAGACAAAAUUAUUCGAGUUCAUAUUUUUUGUGAUUUUGACAAAUAGUAUGGAACAUGACUUAAGCUUUGCAGUGACUACAAUUAAAACUGAAAGUCGUACUGCACAGAACACCCACUGGAUGUCUAAACAGAAUAGUGCGCAAGUUUUGAAUACAAUUGGUCAAAUUCGCAAUGAGAUUUGGAUGGCCGUUAAGAUGAUUGAAGAUCUGUGUGAAUAUUCUCUAGUUGGAGUGCUGUUGAAAAUGUAUUGUGAUAUAACUUUUACCGCAUACUGGGCUUAUCGGAGUUUUGAAACCGGAACAACUCAUUUUUACAAAACCGUUUGCCUUCUGUUCUUGCUGUUGCGGGGACUUGUUUUACUUGUAUGCUGUUGGAUUUGUACUUCUUGUGAAAUAUUGGAACGUAACUUUAUCAUACAACUACCACAGUAUGCUGAGAGUGAUAGCAGUCCACACCUGAACACAAUCAUUAAAGGUCUUUCCCUAGAUCUCCUCCACAAACGAAUACAAUUUUCAGCUGGAGACAUUAUUGCAAUAAAUGUUAACACUCUGGGAGGGUCUUUUCAGCAGUAACGUUUGUUGUUAUUCUCAUUCAAUUCCAGAUGGACGGUCCCUUAAAUUAAAUCUUAAGGCAACUCAAAAAACUUUAUUUAAAU
Molecule: messenger RNA, 1362 nt
Organism: Eupeodes corollae
Lineage: Eukaryota; Metazoa; Arthropoda; Insecta; Diptera; Syrphidae
Gene: Gr98a
Product: putative gustatory receptor 98a
Exons: 4
Coding region: 215-1279 (354 amino acids)
Biological process (GO): sensory perception of taste
Cellular component (GO): membrane
Source: RefSeq, a predicted model, not a curated record